Schistosoma rodhaini is the source of this 2854-nucleotide messenger RNA. The record is from the annotation of a GenBank genome assembly. Lineage: Eukaryota; Metazoa; Platyhelminthes; Trematoda; Strigeidida; Schistosomatidae.
UAAAUAAUGAAUAUUUCAGGUACAUUGAGAAAAAAUUUGAGUCUUUAAAACGACAACUGGCUAUAUAUCACGUUCUUAAAGAUAACAAUCUAUAUUUUAAUAACAGAGAUAUUAACUUUAUACGGAUUAUAUUAUAUUUUAAAAAAGGAAACUUUUGAUUUAAGUUAUGCGAAUACGUCAUCCAAGACUCGACAGUCCAAUUCAAUCACCAUCAACAACGAAUGAAAUGAGAAAACAUUUACUUAAUUCAUCACAGGGAACUUCUAUCAAAAUAUCUGAUUCACAACAAUGUAAAUCAAGACAAAGUUCACCUCGUUUAUCUUCAACCGAUGGUCAUGUAUCAUCUAUUUCUGGUAUGUCAGAAUUAUGUGAUGAUCCAACUAAUACAUAUCUUAAUCCGGAUUUCAAUGAUCCACAACUAAUGACAAAAUGUGAUUCAGCUGGUCCAAGUCCUUUGGCUAUGUUAGCUCGUACUUGUCAAAAUAUUGGUAACAUAAUGGAUUGUGGAAAUUCUUCUAACAGAUUUUUAUCAUCUAAUUCAAAUUCUAUACGAAAACAAUCAACUGUCAGUUCAAUUCCUGUCACAAAUGGUAGAAUUAUCAGUAGUAGUAAUAAUAACAGUAAUAAUAGUAAUAUUACAAAAUCAAAUAAGCCAAAAGCAAUGAAUUUAAAUGAAGUAAUAUCAUCGUCUUUUAAUAGGCGAAAUACAACCUCAAAAUACUUAUCUUCAAAUGAUACAUCCAGGUUGAACUUUUCCAAUACUGCUGGAGGUGCAGGUACUGAUCUAAAUAAUUCUGUUACUAAUACUACCGGUAAAACAACUCGUAAUAAUAAUACUAAUACUACUACUAAUAAUAAUAAUGACUCAGUAGUCAGUUCAUUAACAUUAAAUCAUAAUACUACUAGACAACUAUCCCCUAUUUCUAUACCAUCCACUUUAUUUUCACAAGUUAAUACAACAAAAACUGAAUCUAAUUUAACAUUUAACAAUCACUUCCUUAAAUCUGAUGAUUUACAUCAAACAUCUAAUGCUCUUGCUCAAUUAGCUCGUUUAUCAUCAAGUUUUUCAUUGCCUGAAACACCAAAAUUAAAUUUUACAUGUUUUAAAAAUUCUAAUAAUGUAAUGAACAAUCGAAAUGUAUGGAAUGAUAUUAGAAAUAGUACUGAUACUACUACUACUAAUAAUAAUAAUAAUACACAACACGAUCCAAAUUCAUUGAAACGAAUCAAACGACGUACCAAUUCAAAUUCUAAAUUCUCCAAUACAUCAGAUGAAUGUCAUUCACCACCUUCAGCUAAAAGAAGUACAAAAGAUAAUCAUUUAUCAUUCUUUAUGCAUUCAAUGAAUAAUUAUACCAAUAGUCAUGAUUCUACUCAUUCAAAUGAUACUACUAAUAUGAGUAUCUCAUCUAAUAUGACAACUAAUAUUAUGAAUAAUCGUACACAAUCCCCUAAUUGUACUACCUUCUUGUCAACUAAUGAACCAUCAUUUGAAUAUAAAGAAACUGGAAGUAUCAUAACAAAUAAAGAUACACAAGAAAAAUUCUCUUAUCAAUUAGCUCGUAGUUUUUUAGAUUUUUUCUAUGGAAAAUUAGUUAAUUCUAUAAAUUCUGAUUCCAAUAAUUUUUCUUCUACAACAACAAAUACUACUCAUAAUACUACUAAUAAUACUACUACUAAUACAACUACUAAUAAUAUCCUCAAUAACAAUAAUAAUCAUACAUUAUUCAAAGAAGAUCAGAAUGAAUCUAUAAAUCCUUUAUGUUUAAAUAAUGAACGACGAACAUUAGAAUGGUUAACUAAUACAAAUCUAAUACAUCGACAACAAACAAUGGAACAAUUGGAUUCUACAAUGAAUCAUACUAUUCCAACAUUAACAAAUACAUUUCCUUGUUUAUUAUGUGGUCAAAUAUUUCAUGGUCAUACAGAAUUAUGCAUGCAUGUAUAUGCACAUUUAUUAGCAUUCAAUAUACAAGAAUCCAAAAAAUCCAAUCCUAUAGAAGAUCAUUUGAGAUUAUUACAUGGUGAAACAAAUCCAUUUCAAAAUAAUAGAUCAAAUGGUUUAUUAACUGGAUCUAAAAAUGAUCAUUCAUUUAUGCCUUCCUUUUUUCCACCCCCACCAUCACAACUAUCUAGAUCUGCUUUGACAACAACAACAACAACACCAACAACAAUCAAUGCUUCAACUACUUUAUGUUCUGUAAAUUAUAAUAAUAAUAAUACACAAUCUCAUUCAAUAACUGAUGCAAAUCAUUCAUUUAAUCCUUCAGAUUUAUUUCAAUCAUAUUUAUCUCAAUGGUUUCGUAAUUUUUCUAGUCCUCAUUCAAAUAAUCAAUUAAAUGAUAUGAUCAAUCAUAAUCCUUCAUCAAAUCUACCAUGGAUAUCAUCAGAUACUUCAAUAAUGAAUAAAUCAAUGGAUUAUAAAACUUGGCAAAAUGUUUUAACAGCAGCUUAUUUAUAUUCAUUGAAAGAAACCACAACAACAGGAACAAUAGGAGGACAAACUCCAACGUCAAUGACAAAUCCUAAUUUUUUAACAUCUAUUCCUUUACAAAAUUCAUUACAUAGAAAUGAAAAUUCUAAUUAUUAUGAUAUAUUUUUUGGUUCAAAGCCUUACAUAACACCAUUUCCUCAAAGUUAACAAUGUAUAAAACUAUCAAAUACAAUAACUAUAAAUACAUAUAUAAAUACCUACCUUUAUUUAAUUUGUUCAUUUCAACUAUUCUCUUUUAUUCCAAUAUAGUUCUCUUUGAAUUUCUGCCCUCCCCCCCCUUUUUUUUUCGUCAGUGAUAAUAAUAAGCAAAGUAAAUGAAAUGUCGAUUAGACAUGUUUCAAUAAUCAAUAUUGAAAGUGG